This is a messenger RNA of Melanaphis sacchari, 1396 nucleotides long. RefSeq names its product ADP-ribosylation factor-like protein 6-interacting protein 1 (gene Arl6IP1). The transcript is spliced from 5 exons. NCBI's taxonomy places the organism in Eukaryota, Metazoa, Arthropoda, Insecta, Hemiptera, Aphididae. The record is from RefSeq and is a predicted model, not a curated record. The coding region runs from base 463 to 1071 and encodes 202 amino acids.
GCCCGCGGUGACCCCGUCUCGUCGUCGCUAGCGUACGUCUUUUGCCGAUUCGCUGAGCACCGAUUCGUACCGCCGUCGACGAUUCCGUUCCGUUUCCGCACGCCGUGGCACCAAAACACAAUAUCAUCGUCAUCGUCCGAUCGUCGGUCGUACGUAAAAUCGCCGUACGUCGUUACCUACUCGUCCCGGACAUUGUUUUCCCGUCCGAUCGCACGCACGCCAGUCUCAGAAACAAUCAUUUUUUUCCCCGCGUUUAUCGGCUGACGACCAAAACAAUACGCCUCCUAGUCGUGCAGUAAAAUAGUAUUCGAUACGUUACAAUUUAAACGGCGAUAGUCGUCAUAGUCUACACGUCGACCAUUUCGCGGUGUUUCCCGCCCGCCAUCGAAUCUGCGAGAAUAACGAAAUAGUCAUUUUUUGUACUAUUCAUUAAUAAUUGUGAAGCGACGAUUUCGGACGAACAUGGCUGGCGACGGAUGCAUCGAUUUCCUGGAAAAGGAAAAGAUUUCAAAAGAACUUAGAGUUCGCCUGAACGAAUGGAAAGAAAUUAUAGUAUUGUUGAACGCAAUUAUGUCAUGGCAAAAAAAUUGGUUUCCCGCAAUUACGGUUACAUGUGUAACAAGUUUUUACUUAUACAUGUGGCUUGUCAACUGUUCGAUACUAAACAUGAUCUGGACAGCCGGCCUAUGCGCUGCCUUGUUGGAUUGCAUCGUUUGUGGUCCAUUCCAAAGGAUCCUGCCACCUAACAGUUGGGACCAGGAUAAGGAACGCACGUUCACCGAAAUUUCUGAGUGGAUGGCUGAUUACUGGGUGACGACGAAGCUGUAUAUGGGCCGAUUUUUCAACCUCAGGAAAACACAUACUAAACUGUUUCAUUCUGUCUUGUCAGUAUCGUUCUUCAGCCUUUUGUACAUCGGGACCACAUUCAACAAUUUAUUCAUAUCAUAUAUUACAAUAAUGGGGGUAUUGCUGUUUCCCGGAUUUAAAACCAAAUCGGAAUACAUCGAGGACAGUCUGCAGAGGUACGCUUAUCAAAUGCUGUCCGGCGACAACGAAGAAGCGUUUUCGUAAAGCAAAUUCCUCGAAACCAACGCGAUCUAUACCUAAUCAAAGCUCAUAUUUCACUAUAACGUUUUAGUGUUAAAAAAGACGGGCGUAUUAUAGAGUUAAUUAAAUAAUUUUUUCGCCUUUGAAGUUUUCAUGAAUAAAUAUUUUUUGGCAUAUGUCCUAUCAUUUACAGUAGGCAUCUGCAAUAAUGUGUAUGUGUGUGUUUGUGUUAGAUACAUUAUUAUAAUAAUUGUUAACUGCAGAACAAAUAUUAAAUCAUAGAGAUCGCGUUUUAUAACGAUUGUUAUGAAAACGAAUAAAACAUUUAAUUAUUUAUAAUAAUAUAAUU